Molecule: messenger RNA, 1323 nt
Organism: Trichoderma gamsii
Lineage: Eukaryota; Fungi; Ascomycota; Sordariomycetes; Hypocreales; Hypocreaceae
Product: 26S protease regulatory subunit 7
Exons: 4
Coding region: 1-1323 (440 amino acids)
Biological process (GO): proteasome-mediated ubiquitin-dependent protein catabolic process
Cellular component (GO): proteasome regulatory particle, base subcomplex
Molecular function (GO): ATP hydrolysis activity; ATP binding; proteasome-activating activity
Source: RefSeq, a predicted model, not a curated record
AUGCCUUCUGCAACCGGUCAAGAUUGGGAGAAGUACUCGAAGAAAUUCGCAGACGAUGAGAUAGAAGAAAAGAAGAUUACCCCUCUCACAGAUGAGGAUAUCCAAGUCCUCAAGACAUACGGCGCCGCCCCAUAUGCGUCAACCAUCUCAAAGCUCGAGAAACAGAUCAAGGAGAAGCAACAGAGUGUAGAUGAGAAGAUUGGUAUCAAAGAAUCCGACACCGGUCUCGCACCACCACACUUAUGGGAUGUCGCCGCCGAUCGGCAACGAAUGUCUGAAGAGCAGCCUUUCCAGGUGGCUCGAUGCACGAAGAUAAUCGCUGACGAAAAGGGAGACGAGUCCAAGAGCAAGUACGUCAUCAACGUCAAACAAAUAGCAAAGUUUGUCGUUCAGCUUGGCGACCGCGUCAGUCCCACGGAUAUCGAGGAGGGUAUGCGAGUUGGUGUGGACCGAAACAAAUACCAGAUUAUGUUGCCGCUGCCUCCGAAAAUCGAUGCCAGCGUCACCAUGAUGACUGUUGAGGAGAAGCCAGACGUUACCUACGGCGAUGUUGGUGGCUGCAAAGAGCAAGUCGAGAAGCUACGAGAAGUCGUCGAGAUGCCCUUGCUCUCGCCGGAGAGAUUCUCAAACCUUGGUAUCGACCCUCCCAAGGGUGCACUGCUCUACGGCCCCCCGGGAACCGGCAAGACUCUCUGCGCCAGAGCUGUUGCAAACAGAACAGAUGCUACCUUUAUCCGAGUUAUUGGCAGCGAGCUUGUUCAAAAGUACGUUGGUGAAGGUGCUCGAAUGGUUCGAGAGCUGUUCGAGAUGGCCCGGACAAAGAAAGCGUGUAUCAUCUUCUUUGACGAAAUCGAUGCUGUCGGUGGUGCACGAUUCGACGACGGUGCCGGUGGUGACAAUGAGGUUCAGCGAACCAUGUUGGAGCUCAUCACCCAGCUGGAUGGAUUCAACGCCCGAGGAAACAUCAAAGUCAUGUUCGCCACCAACAGACCGUCAACGCUUGACCCUGCCCUGAUGCGACCUGGACGAAUUGACCGCAAGAUUGAGUUUUCACUUCCCGAUCUCGAGGGCCGAGCCAACAUCCUCCGAAUUCACGCCAAGAGCAUGUCCGUCGAGCGAGAUAUCCGAUGGGAGCUCAUCUCUCGUCUCUGCCCUAACGCUACUGGUGCUGAGCUGAGGAGUGUAUGUACCGAGGCCGGCAUGUUUGCCAUCCGAGCACGGAGAAAGGUGGCAUCGGAGAAGGAUUUCUUGGAUGCGGUAGACAAGGUCAUCAAGGGCAACCUCAAGUUCAACUCAACAGCGACGUACAUGCAGUACAACUAA